Zingiber officinale is the source of this 747-nucleotide messenger RNA. RefSeq lists its product as uncharacterized. The transcript is spliced from 3 exons. Gene Ontology annotation, molecular function: nucleic acid binding. Gene Ontology annotation, biological process: DNA integration. The record is from RefSeq and is a predicted model, not a curated record. Bases 1 to 747 code for a protein of 248 amino acids. Lineage: Eukaryota; Viridiplantae; Streptophyta; Magnoliopsida; Zingiberales; Zingiberaceae.
AUGGGUACGGAACUCCGUUUUAGUACUGCAUUUCACCCUCAAACAGAUGGGCAGUCGGAGUGCACUAUCCAGACAUUGGAGGAUCUAUUGAGAUCUUGUGUUAUGGACUUCGGUGGUAGCUGGGAGGAUCAUUUGCACUUGGUGGAGUUUGCAUAUAACAACGGUUACCACUCAACGAUUCAGAUGGCACCAUUCGAGGCAUUGUAUGGCAGAGCAUGUAGAUCUCCUACUUUGUGGGACAAAGUCGGAGAAUCGUCAAUCUUGGGCUCACAGCAUAUUCAGAGAGAUGCAGAGUUGAUACUUGAGAGGAUUGGUGAGGUAGCUUAUCAAUUAGCGCUGCCACCAUCACUUGCCGGGGUGCAUGAUGUAUUUAACGUAUCUAUGUUGAGGAAGUACGUGCCACACCCUACGCAUAUUUUGACAGAUGUAUCGAUCACCCUUCAGCCAGAUGUAACAUAUGAGGAGGUUCCAGUACGGAUAUUGGAUCGCAAGGAACGCCAGUUGUGGAAUAAGACCAGCCGAUUGGUCAAGGUUGGAUGGGAGCAUCAUUCAGAUGAUGAGGUGACCUGGGAGCUGGAGGAUGAGAUCCGAGCGCAGUACCCACAUUUGUUUAAUGAAGAGGUCGCGACGGUGAACUUUUCUCCGGAGGGCAGCAUCGCGCGAGAAGUCUACGGCCAAGAGGAACAGAUCGGAGUUCCGGCGACACUAGGGAGUGAAUCGCCGGACCCUAAACUCGAUCACAGCUGA